Molecule: messenger RNA, 416 nt
Organism: Staurois parvus
Lineage: Eukaryota; Metazoa; Chordata; Amphibia; Anura; Ranidae
Source: the annotation of a GenBank genome assembly
AGUGCCACCUAUCAGUGUCCAUCAGUGCCAGCUCUCAGUGCUGAACAGUGCCACGUGCCAUGUCACCCAUCAGUGCCAGUUAGUGCCACCUAUAAAUGCCAAUCAGUGCCACCUAUCAGUGCUGCCAAUCAGUGCCACCUAUCAGUGCCAGUCAGUGCCGCAUAUCAGUGCCCGUCAGUGCCGCCUAUCAGUGCCAGUCAGUGCCACCUAACAGUGCCAGUCAGUGCCACCUAACAGUGCCAGUCAGUGCCGCCUAUCAGUGCCGCCUAUCAGUGCCAUAUAUCAGUGCCAUAUAUCAGUGCUGCCUUUCAGUGCCCAUUAGUGAUGCCUGUCAAUGGCCAUCAGUGCCACCUACCAGUGCCUCCUCAUCAGUGCCCAUCAGUGCCACCUAUCAGUGUCCAUCAGUGCAGCCUAUC